Messenger RNA from Marasmius oreades (fairy-ring Marasmius), 324 nucleotides. RefSeq lists its product as uncharacterized. The record is from RefSeq and is a predicted model, not a curated record. The coding region runs from base 1 to 324 and encodes 107 amino acids. The transcript has 3 exons. Lineage: Eukaryota; Fungi; Basidiomycota; Agaricomycetes; Agaricales; Marasmiaceae.
AUGUCGGAGUUUGGUACCACCCGGCCGUCUUCGAGAGUGGCGAGCCAGAGCACAUUUUUUGCGAUAAUCGAGACCAACGACAAAGGGGAACCGAUCUGGAUUGAAGAAUGUCCGGGGCGACAAUUCGCCCUUUCGGACACGUUUUUGAAUGUCGCAUCUGUAUUGGCGGCAUUUGAUAUCAGGAAACCCAUGGGCGAAUCUACCGGGAAUAUACUCGAGCCAUAUAUGGAGUUUAUUCCUUAUUCCAAAAUCGUCCCGGGCGCCAUUCGAGUGCGACAUCCGUACACGGUCGGACAAACACGAGAAGCUCGUUCGUCACGGUAG